AUGGAUAACAAGGCACCCAAGACAAUAUUUACUGAUCAAUGUCAAGCAAUGGCAAAUGCCAUUAAAAAAGUUUUUCCAAACACUUGUCAUCGUCUUUGUUCGUGGCAUAUUUCAAAAAAUGCCACUCAAAAGCUUGGGACCUUGUAUGGAAAUUACGAGUUCAAAACUUUGUUUCAGAAGUGUCUACAUUCUGAAGCAAUAGAUGAUUUUGAAUCAACAUGGAAUCUAAUGAUAACGAAGUUUGGUAUUGCGGACAACAAAUGGCUUAAGUCACUUUAUGGACUUAGAGAGAAGUGGUGUCCGGCUUUUAGUCUUGACACUUUCACUCUCCGUGCUAAAUCAACUCAAAGAAGUGAGAGUAUGAACAAUGUUUUGCAAAAGAUGUCCUCUAAAGCUAUGACUUUAAUGGAAUUUGUGCAACAUUAUGAAGAACAAUGUGAGAGGAUACGGUUAGCUAAAGCUAAUGAAGAUUAUCGUAGUAAGCAUGGCAUAAUACAAAUGAAAGCGAAGGAUUCCAAAAUGCUGAAACAAGCAACUUGUGUUUACACAAAUAGUAUUUAUUACCUAUUUGAAGAUGAGGUGCUUUCUAGUUUGGCAGUGAAAUUGGAUUUGUUAUCAAAUCUUUCUACAAUCUUCAUUUAUCGUGCUUUUGUGGGAGAAAGAUGGACAAAGUAUGUGAAAUCAAAACAGCCUCCAUUUGAACUUGGUGAGUCGUCCAGAAAUAAGAAAUCAUCUUUGACUCUAGAAAGAAGCAUCUUACUUCAACAAUCUUAUCGCGCUAUCAAUCACUUGGUUAUGACCACUGAGGGAAAAAGUUUGGCCAAGAAACAUGUGCAAUUAAAGUGGGAGGAUGCACAAAAACUUAUGGAAACCUUCAAUCCAAAUAAGGAAAAUGACAAUACUUCUGGUGAUCUCAUGAAGACUGGUGGACAUUUAGAGGAAAUGAUUGUGUUGGAUCCUUCACAUGUGAAAGCAAAAGGAGUAACGAAUGCUCGAAUAAAAAGCUAUUUGGAGAAAAGGAAACGGCAACCAUUACAUAACACUUAUAAUGUGCCCAGUGCUCCAGUGCUUUAUCUCCUACCUGUUCCUGUUCCUUCUCAUUUUCAUGCUCCAACUUUUCAUUCAGUGUUUUAUCUCCCACCUGUUCCUGUUCCUUCUCCUUUUCAUGCUCCAACUCUUCAUUCAUUUGGGCAACAAUUACAUACAAACAUUUUCAAUCCUGGUGUUAUUCAUACGUCACUCCAAUGUGAGCAACAAGUCAGGAAUGAUCUUGAUGCAAGCAAGUGA
Molecule: messenger RNA, 1287 nt
Organism: Cornus florida
Lineage: Eukaryota; Viridiplantae; Streptophyta; Magnoliopsida; Cornales; Cornaceae
Product: protein FAR1-RELATED SEQUENCE 4-like
Exons: 4
Coding region: 1-1287 (428 amino acids)
Biological process (GO): regulation of DNA-templated transcription
Source: RefSeq, a predicted model, not a curated record